CCGAUUAUUCGCUUCAGUUUCCGAUCGUUUAACUCGACAAUCGUUCGUCCCUAUUCGCCUAAACUCUAACCGAACCAUUUUAAUAAGAAUCAAUUCUCUCUCGACUCGCACGAAGCUUUAAAUCUUGAAAUCGAAAAGAAACCGUUGCUCGAUAUCAUGAAACGUGGAGUUCCUUACGAUUCUUGGACAUUUUUCCAAUCUUUGUUAAUUAUAAAAGUAGUUCUCGGUGUCGAGAAGCAUUGGCUUCCAAAUUUAGAAUGGGAAACGGCUGAAAAUUGGAUUGGGAAACGGAUACCGGAAUUAGACAGUUACGUGACAUUUCCUUUGGAUAUGAGACACGCAGUGGGAAUUGGAAAAUCGAUCGACUUAAGGCUGUCUGGAAUCGAUUUACCUAGAUCUGGAUCUUUGGUCUUGCCCAGCAAUGGAAAAUUACAGUUUAGCGAAGCAGGAAAAUCAGCAAAGAAAAUCAGCCAGUGGUCAAGGUCGGGUCACCUAUUCUGGGCUGACCCUCAAAAUUGGGGCGGAAGUUCAAUAGCAGCGCCGCAUCUCGAGCAAGUACCAUGUCGCCAAGAUAAUAUCGUACUUCCUAGAAAGAAUCAAACCUUCAGCGUACUUUUGCCAAUGAAGAAUAUCGAAGUGAAAUCGGUGAGAAUGAUGGACGAAAAGCAACCCUAUAAAGCGUGGCAAUGGGCAGACAUGGUUCACAGUAGAGAGUUCGAGAAAGGAAUAUUCACAGUAAAAUACGUGGGCUAUAGUUGCAAGGAGUGUCCCUGCCAAGACGAUCCAAAUGGUUACUAUCUCGAAGAAAUUUGUGCUAUUGAAAGACCAAAGUGUGGAUUCACGCCCUGUGAAUAUCCCAUAUGGGUGGAAGGUCACUGCUGUCGAUACUGUGGCGGUCGACUGUCUUUAACAAACAAAGUACCUCUAUCAAUGGUUCAAGUAUUAACAGACGAGGCUUUAGAAAGAUACGCUGAAAGGCUCGCUUGGCACGUAAGACCUACCUGGAACGGAGCUAUCGAGGUUUUGAUAAAGAAGAAGCUCGACUAUUCGGAAAUCGAUAUCUUGGAAGCUACAGAAGACGCAAAGAGAGCGUUGCAAAGUAUGAAAAUCGAAGUUUUCUCUACAGAAGUAACUGGCUCUGCCGUGCAAGAUAAUCGUAUGGCUAUUACAUUGGUUCCCUUUUUGGGAAUGCCAAUGAUCGUCCUUCUUCUUCUGUUCCUCUUCUUUUUAUACUUUGGCUACUCUUACAGGCAUUUCCUGCUGGGCUUCUCGGAGAUCUUUUCUUCGAUAAGGGAUGGAAUUCGAGUGGACAAAACGCAGGGUAGCAAACCGUUCGGUUUUGCUCGAUUUGAAAAUAGUGCAGAGAGUAACGUUCAAAUUGCCAACGUCGCCAACGAACCAAAUCUCGAAGAUAACGAAGCGGAUGGAAACGAUCCUUCUUCCGGUGGAAGAUUCGAAAAUCCUCUGUACAGAUCGAGAAGAAAAGGGCGCAAGGAGGACGAGGAGGUUUUAAAUAUGGAAGCUCCUCUCAGUUUAUCGACUCUUAAGCGUAAAGUGGAUAAUCAAAUUGAAGAAGCGGAUCUUGACACCGAUCAAUAAAACGAUAAAAAUUCUCUUGCCUUUCUCUUUUGGUGGAAAUUACAGCAUUUCACCGCAUAAAGUUAUAUUAUUUGAAUUCAAAUACAAAGCAACUUUUAUUACGUUGUAAUAUAAAAAUGAUUCGCUGUAUGAUCAUUCUUUUUCAAUAAACGUUAUAACCAUUGUGAA
Molecule: messenger RNA, 1767 nt
Organism: Bombus terrestris (buff-tailed bumblebee)
Lineage: Eukaryota; Metazoa; Arthropoda; Insecta; Hymenoptera; Apidae
Product: protein amnionless-like
Exons: 7
Coding region: 157-1599 (480 amino acids)
Biological process (GO): receptor-mediated endocytosis; intracellular protein localization
Cellular component (GO): apical plasma membrane; endocytic vesicle
Source: RefSeq, a predicted model, not a curated record